CUAGGGAGCACAGGCCUGGGGAUCACUUAUAUGCAUGAUUAACAAGGGAUGAAAUGCAAGGCAGCUGGAAAUGAUUAACAAGGGGGCAGGAACUGAUGAGUACUGGGUGUGGCUUGUUACAGUCAUUCCAGGGAGGAAAACAGGAGGGUGUGUCAGACAAUGACGGGUAAGAUGUGACAGCUGGGAUCCUAAUAGAUUUUCUCAUUGGUACCUUAGUGGUUCUGAAAUCAUCUGCAGUGGCAGAUUGUUCAUGUGAAAAACAACAACAACAAAAAAGAUAACGACACUAACAUAGGCGACUAAGCUGCUAGGACUACUAUUACGAUUAGACCUACUACAAAUUCUAACAACAUCGAGAAGAAAACGAAUAACAACAAUACAUGAAAUUCGAUAGGGUAUAUUAGUUUAGCACGUGCUUCACAUUUUCUUUGCUUUGACAGGAUUUUUCAAUGGCUGUAGCAUGUCGGUCUACCAUUUCAAAUAAAUGUCGCAAUAUUUCGUCGUGCAAAUGAAACAUACACGCAGACGUUUUUGUCAUUAGAUUGAGCUAGAUACGUAUAUUGUGACACUAUGUGCUACAGAUAUAAGGCACGGAGAUCAUAUUUUGCAAUUUUUCUUAUGCAACUAAUCGGAUUUUCCCCUAAUGCUUCCUUUUAAGUCAGAUGAAUGAUGUUCAUCUGUCGCUCCACCUAAUAUACCGGUGAUGCUAUUUGAUACACAUUUUUAUUAGUAUAUUAGUAGUAAGAGAAGGUGUUAUCGAUAUGUACUUGGGAUUGUUUCUUUUCUUUCUGGCACUGGCAGCUGGAUAUAAGAACACAUUGAGUUUAAAACAAGACUCGACUCCGAUCAUCGACGACAUAGUUGCAAAUAAUGCGAGGCAGGAACUUUCGGUGAAGUGGAGGAUAAACUUGGAUGACGAUGUGGAAAGCAAUAUCACUUUCAGAAUUCAGACUGUUCGUGGGAAGAACUUAAGCAAAGUUAAUGAGACUACAGUACACUUCGAUCAACCCAUCGGCGAUGGACUGUUGCAGUGGAAAUGGAUUUCAGAAUGGCCUUUGCAAUGCACAGACCAUUCAGUGAGAGUAAAGCGCCUCAGCAAUUCGUUCGCCGCUAACUGGAGCGAGUGGAAAACAAACUCCGGUGUACAGGCGCCAGAUGACAAGCCUAAGAUAUUCCCUUUUGAAGAGCUACUUCAGGAGGGGUCUUCCGGUCAUUUUUGCUGUAUCGUUCCAAGAAGAGGAGAAAUAAAAGACUUCACUUUUAAGCAUAUUUCCCGUCAAGUUUCCUCAAUUGACAAGGGAGUCUAUGGGAUCAUUGUGAAUAACCUUAAUCACACCAAUGAAUAUGGGAUUCUUGCUACGUGUGAGGACUCCAAUGCACAAAAAACAUUUACUCUGAACUUUGUGUCAUUCCCUCCCCAGAAACCAAGAAACAUCAAAUGUGAGACACAUGAGAUGGAGCAUGUGAACUGUUACUGGGACUCUGACACACCCCACAGCCUGAAUUAUAGCUUCAUGUACCAUUGCAUCCUGACUUUACAGAACUCCAUCAAAGAAAUCCAGGGCACAUGCAACCACUGCUCUUUCCAAGCCGAGCCGGACCAGACGGUAUACAACAUAACGGUUAGGGCGACCAACAGUCUGGGAGAGGAGAGUGAGAGCCUCAGCUUCCACAUCACUGACAUCGUGUCGCCAGAAGUUCAACAUCUGAAAGUUAUGCCAGCUACCCGCCAUGCCAACGUGUCCUUCUUUGUAAAAGGGAACUUCUCCAGGUUCAACCUCUCUUGCCAAGUCAGAACCAGUGAUGGAAACCUAACCGUGAAGGAGUCAUUAAAGGGGCUGACCAGCAGCCGCUACCAGGUAACGAUGGGUGGUUUGCAGCCCUUGGAGCAGUACACAUUCGAGGUGCGCUGCUCUUUGGCAGGAUCUGCCCGAGGGUUUGGACGAUGCAUCAGCUCCCAAAGAUUCACAACACACACUGAACCCCCAUCUGUGAGCCUGGACCUAUGGAGAACUGUACACCAAUACAGUGGUACUCGCAAUGUUACUGUCAUGUGGAAGAUAAUUUACAACAACAACAACUCCAAAGCAGACAUUUCUGAGUAUGAAGUUCAAUUUGGGAACUCAAAGCAAAUUGUAACUGGUCGGGACACAAAUCACACCAGUAUCAACAUCAGUCUCAGCACAUGCAGCAUUGCUGUCAGAGCCGUCAAUGAAGCCGGCUCCUCGCUCCCAUCAUACAUCGUCAUCCCCUCAUUUAGGAAUAUGAGUGUAACUUCUCCCAAGGCAAAGAGAGUGAGCGGCCAUCCCGUGCAGGGCAUCCCGCUGUCAUGGGAAGCGUGCGAUUGGGUUACCUGUGGCUACACUGUGGACUGGUCCAAGGCAACUGAACCCAAACAGGUUGUCAACUGGGUCAAAGUGUGUGUUGGGUCCACCAACCUCACCCUUUCUGCAGAGUGGUUCGAGCCAGGGUGCCGGUACACCUUCCGCGUCUUUGGCUGCCAUGGAAACGGUUCAUACCAUGGAAAGCAUGUUCUGGUGGAGGAGAUUACAGGCUAUGCAGAGGAGUUGGAGCCCAGAAGAAAACCAACACUCAAUCCUGUCAGUAUUAGUUCAUCUUCUGCUUUGUUAAGCUGGGAAUUCAACGAAGACGACCCUGCUGACCCUGGUUUCAUCACAGGGUACCAAGUCAACGUAACGGAAAGCCUUCAGCUUGUUGUUUCGGAACAGUUGAAUGAUUUGCACAUAAAGAAUUUCACUGUCGACAACCUACGGGAUGGGACCAAGUACACCUUCCAGGUGCAGGCGCGCACGACGGCGGGUCUCGGGCCUCCUGACGAAACGACUGCCAUUUCACCCUCAAACCACACCAGAUUUCUGGUACGGCUAUUGAUUCCCCUCCUGUUGCUUCUGAGUGUUGGGAUCCUUAUCGCUUUCUACAGCAAAAGGAUUAAGACUUGCGUCGCACCCUUCUUCCUCACCCCUUUCAAGCUGACGGCUAGGAAGUUGGAAAUUAAUAGCUCUCUCUAUGAGGUCAGUGAGAAGAUCAAGGCUCUGAAAGUUGAGGACUGCCCCUGUUCCACCAUUCACGUGCUGGAGGAGAGCAGCAUGGGGAAGCAUCAGAUGAUGGAGAUCAAGAUCACGGGCAGUCAGCUCCCAUACUGCCCUCAGUCACCUAGCAACAGUCUUUGUGGUCAUGUGAACUCAGACAUUUCAGGUAUAACCAACAUGACGUACAUCUCCACGUCUGAGCCUUUGCCAAACCCCUACAUCGUCAUGCUAGCGGAUUCUGCAGCUGGACCUCCGGGAUACGUCACCACUACAGAUAAGCUUUACUAAGACCAUUUUUACCAGGAACCAUCAGAACCACGGCCCAGCUUCAAAUGGACCAUUUGACUUGUUUUGCGGCUAAAAUUAUACAGAAGCUACUUGAUAUGCUAAUUGCAAACUACUCCUUCAGAAAAGUGAGUUCCAGUUAAUAAUAUAAAAGAGAAAUAGAAUUUAUAUUUAAUCUGUUUCAGAGGAGACUGUCCCAUUGUGAUGUAAAGUUCUCUGUGCACAUUGUGUUUGAAGCCACAGUUCUUACCUUCUGUAGUUAGCAGUAGCAUUUCUGAAUGAAAAAGUACAAUGAUUUUCUUUUGCAGGCCUGACAUUAGCUAGUUAGGGUUUGUCUCACCUGAACACCAUCAAACUAGCUUUAGUUGACAUUUGGGAUUGUAUUGCGCUAAAUUGUUGUCAGGAAUAAUUGUGAUGUUGAAAGGACGUCUUGUGCCACAAGAAGUAAAUGCUUGAAAAUUGAGGUCAAUGUUGCUUUUAUUUAGAACAUUUUAAUCGUAAAGGUUAAGUGAUUAAUCAAGCCCGAUUAAUUAAGAUCUCAAAACCCAGGGCACAUGGGGUAAGAGAGGCAACAGUCCAAAAUGAAGUCUUUUGAGUUUUUUGUGUUUAGUCUGCAGCUGUAAUCCUUACUAUGUAAAGUAAGUAAACAUUUUGCUCAAAGAACAGUUUUCCAAGAUUAAUUGUUGCUUAAAAACAAUGCUUCCAGUUGGAGCUAACUCAAUUACAUAUUUUUGUAUAAAUAUUACAUAUUACUACUUUUUCUCUAAUGGUUAAUCAUAUACUUAUAUAGGAUUUAUGUGUUUUUUUCUGUACAUUCCCUUAUGAUAAAAAGCACUGUCAAGGUUAAUCUUACCAGAACUCAAUGUAUCAUCUUUUGAUUAAAGAUUUACUCUUUAAUCAAAAAGAAUUUUACUCUAUGGAUUUUGCAUGUUUGAUAUUAUGUGUGUAAGGAAAAGCAGUAAAGAUGCCCCAAUGUUCUUGGUUGAUCAUUUGAAUACAGACAAUGUUAGCAAGUUAUGAACAUGGGGGAAGUCAGGGAGAGAAUAGGGGUUCCAUUUGGCACCACUAGGGUGCUAAGGAAGAUAAUUCAAUUGACAGUGGCCAGAGAAGUGGCUGAGCUACCAUUUGCUCUCACGGGAAAUCCCCGUCCUGUCCUGUCCCGUCCCUGUCUCAGGAUCCUCACACUCCAGGGGGUCACUCUUUAUAUGUAAAUUCACUCACAACAUCUACACACAGCACCUUGGCGGGGAGGGUCUUUUGGGGUAUAAAGGGGGGUGAAGAAUUGCCGUUAAUUUGUGUUUGAGC
Molecule: messenger RNA, 4640 nt
Organism: Paramormyrops kingsleyae
Lineage: Eukaryota; Metazoa; Chordata; Actinopteri; Osteoglossiformes; Mormyridae
Source: RefSeq, a predicted model, not a curated record